Molecule: messenger RNA, 492 nt
Organism: Zingiber officinale
Lineage: Eukaryota; Viridiplantae; Streptophyta; Magnoliopsida; Zingiberales; Zingiberaceae
Product: probable E3 ubiquitin-protein ligase ATL44
Exons: 1
Coding region: 1-492 (163 amino acids)
Biological process (GO): protein ubiquitination
Molecular function (GO): transferase activity
Source: RefSeq, a predicted model, not a curated record
AUGUCUCUUUCCAGCGCUGCCCGCCGCCUCGUAGCCUGCCCGCCGCCGCCGGCACCCGCCCCCACCGCCCCCACCGACUUCGCCUCCACCAUGGUCUUGAUCUCUGCCCUCAUCUACGUCGCCGUAUACUUCGUCAUCGCAGUCGCCUUCUUCGUCAGGCACCACCACAACCACCACAACCACCGCAACCACCGCGAGGAGGAGCUUACCCCCGAGAAAGUGUCGGCCGCGAUGGCAGCAAUGCAGGUGCCUUUGGUUCUCUUCUCGGCGGCGACGACGAAGCUGGCCUGGUCGGCGAAGCGGUGCUCCAUCUGCCUGAUGGAGUUCGCGGAGGGAGACGCCCUGCGGGUGCUGCCGGCGUGCAGCCACGGUUUCCACGGGCAGUGCGUCGAGCGGUGGCUGGCGUCGAAGGGGUCGUGCCCCAACUGCCGCCGCCGCGUGCGCAACGGCGUGCGACGCGGCUGCCUGCCAGACGUAUCCCUGCUAGUUUAA